AAACGCGACGAGGAAAAUGAUUCAGUUGUGCGGUGCAUUUCCACCAGUUGACAUCCCAGCAGCAGAACUCCGGAACUGGGAAAAGGAUCUAAGUGUUUUGUGGUUGUGGUAGAGAAGUGCAGUGAAAGUGAUUUUACAUGGUGAAGUGGAAGUUCGCCAACGGCACAACACGUCACAACUGUACCGGUCGUCGGCAGCAGGAACAGCGCCAGCAGUGAAAAUGAAACCCAGCCCUGGCCAAGCCGGUGGAGGCCGCUGCCCCCAGAGGCUGCUGUUGCUUCCGCCGGUCGCGCUCCUGCUCGGCGGCAUCCUGGCGACCACCGUUGGCGGCGUUCCGACUUCGGUGCUCGCCAGCGCGAAGGAUUCCAGCAAUGCUGCUAACCAUGACGACGGCGGUGGCGGAGGUUCCGACGCGGCCCAUCAGCAGUCCGUGACGGCCGAUCCGCUCGAUGCCCGGAAUCAUCAAAUAUCCGUUCCCCAGAAGCGUGGAGUGAACCCCUUGCUGUACAACGAUUUGGACUAUUCCGGCAAUUCUAUUCCCCACGGCGGUCAGUGGGACGACGAGGGACUCUUCGACCAGGGACCCCUGUCGGCGGCUGCCCUCUACCCAACCCUCGGGGCUGGCCACCCGUCCGACGGAGCAGCCAGCGUCGGACGGCUGAGGAAUUACGACCUGCUGGCAAGUUUGCUCGGUCCGCCGCCGCAACCACCCGUGCAGACCUUCUACGACGGACCGGUUACGCCGUCCGUUAGCUUCCCGUACGGAUACGGGUACGGACUGGAUCGGAACAAGCGAAUGGCCAACUUUGGCCAUGGCAAGAACCAGCGCCAGCGGUCGCUGAGCGCAUCCCGGUUGAAGCGCAGCCCGGGAAAACUGUCGGCGGCCGACGCCCUCUCGCUGCUCGCCAUCCUGGACUCCCGCGAUCCGUACUCGGCCGCCGCCGGAGGUCCCCUGUCCGAGUACGGUCCCAACGACGUGCUGCCCUACUCACCGAGUUCUUCGAUGGCGAUGGCGAACCAGGCCACCCAGGACAUUCCCCUCUCGUUGGCCCUGGCCCAACUGCUGGCCGAACGGAACAGUCUUGGUGGCGGCGGCGGCGGAGGACCCCUACUGUCCCCGUAUGGUGACCUCGGGAAUGGCGACGACGACGGCGGUGACGGCCAGUGGAUGAACUCGUGGACCGAACCCGGCGUAGACUACAUGGGCUUCCCGAUGGACGUCGGAGCGGGGCGAUUGAACGGGGGCUACGGCAUUGGAAAGCCGUCCAAGAUUGGUUUCACUCCCCAAAAGCGAUUCAUGGUUUCAGAGCGAAAACGCAGCGUGGGUAGCCAGCAGGAGGACAACGACACUGAUGAACACCACGAGAAGCAGGACGUCGACUGCAAAAGCGACCAGAAGGGCUGUCUGUUGCGAAAGUACGGCCAACUUGCCGGCUCCCGGCCCAAAGUGGAGGCCUCGGCCUAGGACGGAACACGACCCCAGCACCGCACACCCGGACAACCGACAUUGCGACCCGAUUUUACUAGAUGUCUAGAUAAGGAAAAUAAACACAACAUGUUAAGUAGCAAACUGUGCAAAAUCGUCACGGAGGAGGUGGAGGAGAGACAAUCGGCAGGACGGCUAGAAGCUGAACCUCACCCCAGAUGGCUCCAGGCGACUAGAACGGGACACUUGGCAACCAACGGCUACCGACCAAACGGAUCAAUCGGAACUGAAAACUGGAACAUGAAUUUAUCAAUAUCAUUAUUAUUGUGAAAGAUUGAAUAGCUAAAAUAUUUCUCCGUAUUUUCGUUAGAGCAUAUGACUCAAACAAAAAAGAGAUAAUUGGGAAUGGAAUAAAAACAUUACAUUGUCGAAAUAAAAUGAAAUUUAAUCAUUAAUUACUCAAGCAUAACAUACUUAAUCAAAUUCGAAUACAGAUAUCUUCUUGUUUAAAUGUUGUUCAGAAUUAAUCAAAUUACGGCUACCAUUGCGAAUAAUCGAAAUAUCAGACAUUUUAUUGCAUAGGAGAGAACAAUCUCUUAUGAUCGGGGCUCUAUUUAAAGGAAUAAGUGUAAGAUGGCUAUUAGUAGUUAAAUAUAAACAUCACAAUGCCAAAUGCUAUAAAUUACGGUUCAGAGGUAAAAAAGUUUUAGUGCUAGGAUCAAACAAAAAAAAACACAUUCUAUAUAUCCUUAAAUGAAAUUUCAAAGAAAAAGUAAAAAAAUAAAUAUUUAUCACACUGAUCGUUCAAAAUCCACAAUAAAAAUUAUUAAACCAGACGGUGUUACUUUGCACAUCAUGAAAACAACAAAAAACAACGCCUAAAAGUUGCAGUAAGGAUAACAAAGUCGCGAGCGUUUACUUUUCACAAAUCAAACAACGUUAUCCCUAAGUUCAAACUACAAAACAUCGUUAUGCC
Messenger RNA from Culex pipiens pallens (northern house mosquito), 2402 nucleotides. RefSeq lists its product as uncharacterized. NCBI's taxonomy places the organism in Eukaryota, Metazoa, Arthropoda, Insecta, Diptera, Culicidae. The coding region runs from base 221 to 1465 and encodes 414 amino acids. The transcript is spliced from 7 exons. The record is from RefSeq and is a predicted model, not a curated record.